Vitis riparia (riverbank grape) is the source of this 1703-nucleotide messenger RNA. RefSeq lists its product as uncharacterized. Bases 286 to 603 code for a protein of 105 amino acids. The transcript has 3 exons. Lineage: Eukaryota; Viridiplantae; Streptophyta; Magnoliopsida; Vitales; Vitaceae. The record is from RefSeq and is a predicted model, not a curated record.
AAAAUUCAUCCUCGUUUGAUUUCCGAGAAAAUCCAUGCAAAACCCCCAAGGAAAACCAAAAAAAUUGCUUUGUUUUUUGGCUCCCUGUGUUUGCUGGAUCUGUUCUAGGGGUCUCUUUGCUUUUAUGCCAUUGGAUUUAAAUUUCACGAACCCUAAAUCCACGAUUUUUGAGCCAGACUGAAGAACACAACAACCUCUUCCGUCUGAAUCUAAAAAUCAAAAGGGCUUCUUUAUAUCUACUAAAUCUAAAAAUCAAAAGGGCCAGCCGCUUCUCUCACUCGAAGUAUGAAGAAGCCCUUUUCUGAAGUUGCCCUCCAGACGAGAGAAUCCCUAGAAAGGCCCUAUUUUCCUCUGCCACUCGAUCCUCGCAGACUGAAGAACACAACAACCUCUUCCCUAUUCCACUGCAAGCUCCACUUCUCCCCGUAUCUCGCCGGCGCCGAUCAUCUCAGAGCAGUAGAAAUUGAAAUGGGUAUUACACAAGAUCUCCUCAAGGCUGUUGAUCAGUAUCUCUUGGAGUGUUUUGAGAAAGCACAACUUCAUGGACAGACAACAGGAUCUACACAGCUUCAUGGACACACAACGGUAUGCUCUUAUUAUUGAGAAAGCUUUUAUUAUUGAAUUUCAGUAAUUACUUGUUGAUUAAACACUCAAAGUAAUUUCAUUUUCUUGGCAUCACAGUGAGCAAGAUCAAGGAUCAAGUGAAUCCGUUGAGAUCCAAGUUUUUUUCGGCUAUCUUUCAAUAUUGAGUGUCCUUUCAGUGAAAUAUCAAGGUAUCAGCAUUUCCUGCUUGAGGAACAUAAAUGGAUUAUAUAUAUUUUUGUUAUUGUUAUUUCAAUCUAUGUUGCAACAAUUAUUGUUGGUAAAAAGCUUGGGCCCAUUCGACUCCUCUCUGCCACAAUUGCCCCAAUCUUACUCUUCUUCAUUUUAGUUCCAGAAUUAGGAUGGCCGGCACUUGGUUUAUGGGUCAUCCUUGUAGCAAAAUUGGCAUGGGACUACGAGUUAUGAGUGUGGCAAAUGAGUUGAAUACAUGACUUGCUUGGUGAAGAAGAUAAUGAUAUAGUUGCCGUAAGUAGUCCCAUGCCAAUUUUGCUACAAGGAUGACCCAUAAACCAAGUGUCGGCCAAAAUGAAGAAGAUUAAGAUUGGGGCAAUUGUGGCAGAGAGGAGUCGAAUGGGCCCAAGCUUUUUACCAACAAUAAUUGUUGCAACAUAGAUUGAAAUAACAAUAACAAAAAUAUAUAUAAUCCCUUUAUGUUUCUCAAGUAGGGAAAUGCUAAUGCCUUGAUAUUUCACUGAGAAGAGGACACCCAAUAUUGAAAGGUAGCCGAAAAAAACUUGGAUCUCAACGGAUUCACUUGAUCUUGCUCACUGUGAUGCCAAGAAAAUGAAAUUACUUUGAGUGUUUAAUCAACAAGUAAUUACUGGCUGCUCUUUUCUGCUCGGGAGGUGUCGCUGGAGAGAGGAGCUCAUAUAUGCAACUUUGGAAUUUUGCGGCUUACAUUGGUUUUCCACCACUUUUUCCACUCAUAUGCCGACAUCUAAAUUCACUCUUUGUGGGAACAUAUAUCCAUCAUGUAGGAUGCUCGAUGCCUUAAAUUUUCUCUAAAUUCAUUUAUCAUCUGCUAAAUGCUUACAUGUUGGUUGUACUUGUAUUUUGUAAGGAAUUAAUAAAUGUAUAUAAUAUUUUUAGUUUCGAAGUGA